CCCACAGUCGCGCCACUACUCUGCCUCUCUGUCUCUCUCCCUCAGUCAACCCCUGCUCACUCCGCCCGGCCUCCUGACGAAGCAGCACGCCCUAUACCGCAGACUCACGCACCAGGAUCACCAAGCCUGGUGGCUCCUCUCGUCACAAUACCACACCGCGGGUCACCACACUACGCGUGCCCUAAUAUACAUUUAUUAUUGAAAGUACUCGUGCAUACACUUGUUGAAAAAUUCCUGUAAAUUAUGGAAGUUCAAAUGUUAAGUCUUAUAAAAAGGAAAUUCGUGUGUUUACGCCGAAUAUUUAGAGACGUGUCCUGGAUACCAGUAUGCGAAGACGGGCGCUGAAGCCAGUGGAAGUGUCUAAGACAUUUGGUAGACGGCGCUGUUGUUGUUUAGGUUCAGCUGCUCUUGAACAAAGUUUCCAUGUAGCCCGGGCUAUAGCCAGCCUGUAAUAGACGGUGCGUUUGAGGCUUUCUUCAUGUUUUAAGGGGGUUACCACUGACUCAGUGUGGUGGAUUUUCUUAAAACACUCCUGUGAAGACGAGGCGGAUUUGACGUCAUCAUUCGUGUGGCUUCAAGACGGAUUCUUACAUAAUUGUUCGCGUGACUUCAAGAUGGAUUGCUACGGUGUUAUUCAUGUGACCUGAAUAGCGAUUAUUAAGUCACUAUUUUAUGUGGCUUCAAGCGGGAGUCUCAAAUCACCAUUUCUUUGUGGAAAACACCUGUCAUUGUGCGUAUGUUGCCUCAUGAUGGUGGAUUUCUUCCGCUGUUGUGGGUGGUGUUUAACGGCACCGGGUCAUCAAGACACGAAUCCUAAAUUCCAGCUGGAAUUUGUGCCUUCAAAUUCCAAAUUUGUGCCUUUGUGUCAGUGCCUUCAAUCCAACAUUCAAUUCGGUGUUAAUAAAUUGAGAAUUGACUAGUUCACAACAAUUAAAGAGACUAGGUACGUGUCGUGAUUCUUUUUUUUUUAAUUCAAGUACUCAAGACAAGUACUUGAAAAUGAUGGAGAAAUUAAAUAAUGCAGGAAUUCAAGAAAGUGGAGCAAAUAUCCGGGCGGAUUAAGUUGUUGUCCGGAUACACCGUUCUUAAAAGGAAGACGGAGUCGUAUUCACGAACGCCUUCCACCAACACCGGGGCGACUUCUGCAGUACACCCAAAUGUCGCGUGAAACGAUGAAGACAACACGGCUGGUGGACGGCUCCAAACCACUCUCGGCUGACUUGGACAAACUGCCGAAAUGGAAUGACAAGUGGCUGCUGGAAUUCAUCUCGAGUCAGCGCAAGACGUGUUGCUGCGGGGACGCUGCCACCGCAUAGUGUGACGUCACCGCUCAAGGCCCACCUGUUAUGUCAUGCCUCUGGUCAGUGUGACGUCACCGCUCAAGGCCCAGCUGUCAUGUCAUGCCGUUGGUCAGUGUGACGUCACCACUCACGGCCCAGCUGUCAUGUCAUGCCGUUGGUCAGUGUGACGUCACCACUCAAGGCCCCAUCUGUCAUGUCAUGCCUCUGGUCAGCUGAUAUCGUCAUGGCGACUCACCGAACACUGCGCCAUCCUCAUAUGAUCAAAAUAUAUACAGCUCCGACUAAUUACCAUGCAUGACAUCACCACCUGAAGUCAAUAUCCGACAAUUCUCCAGAUAUGACGUCAUUAUUACGCAAUCGAACUGCGCCAGCCAUUGCCGUUGGACGGCAUGAUCACGUGACCCAGUUGUGCCUCAGUUAUUGGUUCUAUAUUCUGACGUCAUAAUGACGUCAUGACCGAGCGAUGCUACAACUGCUGAUCUUCACAUGUGACGCGAUGAUCACGUGACCCAGGGAUGCCAAAGCGGUUCAUUCCUAUGUACGAUGUGAAGAUCCGGGGAGGAAAGCGCAUAGUGGAAUGGCGGUUUGGUAUGUGAGCUGUAAAAGUUGUGAAGAUAUAAACUAGUGAACAAUCGACAUAACGUCACAAGGGGACAAGCAGCAGCAGUGCCUGACACACCACCACCAGCGAUGGCACUGCCAGAGUGCCAGGCGGCGACCCGUAGUGACCAUCUAGACCACUAACCAUCACCGUAGACAUGUCUGGCUGGACCUGACUUCGGGGGGCCAGGUCCUGCCUAACCAUACACUACAUCCUUGUGGGGGUGGAAAAUAAAUAUAUAUAUAUAUAUAUUUAUAUAUGUGCCCAUGAGGAUGGGUGGAGCAGAGAGCUAGUAGUGUGAAAAAGGCACCAUGUGCUGUGCUGUAGUGACUCGCGAUCACAACUACCCGCGCCAGUUACAGGCGCACCCCACCAUACACGCGGUGUCGGCCAGCGGAGUACCUCUGUUGUUGAGGCAGAGGACACAACCACCUCCGUCCCUGGCAGGAGGGCCCGGGGUCCAGUACUCGCAGGCCAGGCCCCCUCCGGCACCCCCGGUGGACGCAAGGGCCAGGGGCAACAACUUCUCCGUCCUGCCGCCCAUCAAAGACUCCGGCAGAAGGAAGGAUGAAAGCUUUACAUUGUCAGAACUGGAUGACAUUUCACUCAAGAAUGAGGUUGUGAAAAAGGUGAAGGAGCUGCCAGAGCGCGCCCUUCAAGGUCUCCUUAUUAACCUAAGAGCUCAAGACCGUGAUAGAGACGGAGUCCUGACUUCAGAUAUUGUUAAGGGAACCUUGAGGAAGUUUCAGUUACAUUUGAGUGACGAAGGAGCGCGGAACAUUUGUAAAAAGUUUGGGCGCGCUGGCGAUCACGCCCCGAUGGUCCGCUACGAGGACUUGCUCGCUUACCUCACCAAGUCCAGGAUGGAGGCCUUCAAACCCCCGCCUCCCUUUGUUGACCAGAGGACUGUUGGAGCCUCGGGCAGCAUGCAACAACAGCAGCAGCAGCAGCGAGCAGCACAGCAACAACAGGAUCCUCGUAAGAUCAACCUGAGAAACAAAGUAGUCUUCAGUGAUGGGGACGAAGCCAAGCUGUACGCAGACAUGGCCAGACAGUUAUCAGACAAGCCGGUCAACAUGGCUGACCUCAGGAGGACAAUGUAUGACCUGGAUCGUGACCGGAAUGACUUCCUUACUGGCCAACAGGCAGAGUUGGCCUUGUAUAAGUGUGGCGUGCACCUAACGCCGGACGUGCGGGCGCGCCUCCUACUGGCCACAGACCGCACCGGGGCGGGCAUGUACAGGAUUGAAACCCUUAUGAACUAUCUAACCAGAGUCGUGCCGGAAACCCACUAUACCGUUAUGCUGGGUAACAAUCACCGGCCACGUCAGGCGAGAGUGGGCCAGUUACCAGUCUUUCAGAACCAGUCAAUGUUACACGCGCCAUGGGAAAAUAACCCACAACAGCAUAUGGAAAUGCCGAAAGGAAAUGGCCGCAAUGACGAGUACAUUGAAGUCGAGCCCGUGGUGCCGGAGCCUGCACCACCACCACCACCACCACCACCACCACAGCCACAGCAGCGUGCGCCCCAGGCCCCGCCACCCCUCCCACCACUGCCUCUCAUGCACACCGAUGACUCCCAUGAAUUUGACAUGCAGAGGUGGACUAAUGACUACCAGUAUCUCGCUCAGGCAGUCUACAGUGCCGACGAGGACCAGUCAGGAUACAUGCCACCAGACGCAGUACACCGUGUAGCAGCGACGUACAACUUGGUGUACAACCUGCAGAUCUCAGAGGCUUCCUUUGACGCGGCCAUACAAACUGCUACUGACCCAAACUACGGUGAGGUCAAUCUCGAGUAUUUUAUUACCGUUCUCCAGGACGCCCACUUCAGAGAAAACCAAGUUUACUAGCAAACCUUAUUGUAAAAUACAGUAUUAAGUUCAAAUAUUAAUAUAUUUAUAAUCAGGUAAACUAAAAUAGAAUCUAUAAUACCUUUAUUGUGAAGUAAAAUUUCUUGAACUCUGUGUUAAGUAGCGUAUAUCCAGAUUUUAAGUUUCAAGCGUGUAUAUUUAUACAUAUAUAAUAUAUAUAAUAUAUAUAUCUCACUUUAUUUUAAAAUUUCAUUACCCAAAAAGGGUUACAUGCAGGGUACAAGGUUGCUUGUCACAAGUUGUAGAGUUCCUCUAGCUCCUCAGAUGGCGGGCAGGAACCAUGGAUGCAGUGAGCAUUUCCUCUCUGAAUCGCCACACUAAGGCUCUGAAAGAUUAAACUGGCGGCUUUAGGGUCUCUAGUUGUUUCAAUGAGCUUGGAACCUAGCUCUUUAAAAAAACUAGGAGCACUUUUACCCCAGACACCAAGUGUCUCUGAGGCAAUGGGGACAAAAUUGUAGUGAUGAUAAAGAUCUAUAAAUAUAUAUAUAUAUAAUGUGUGUGUAUGUAAAGUGCAGUUUAUACGGAAUAAAGGUUGACUAGAGGACAAGUAAAUGUAGCAUCCACACUUAUAAAUAUUGGUGAAAGGGAAACCUGUACAUCAGUCUCGUAUGCAGACCACUGCGCCACGAAGACUCUCGAACUACAACGCUCCGAUAUGGUUGUUGAUAGUCACUAUAACCCCAAGCUAAUUUUUACUUGACUAGAUUUCAAUUAUUUAUUUCAUAUUACACAUUUACAUACAUAUAUGCAUUCGUACACACACACACACAUACAUUAUAUAUAUAUACAUAUACACAUUUGCAAUAUGUAUGCACACGAAGAGGUUGUCCAUAUAGAAUUUAAAUUAUUUUUUUAUUGUGGUACAUACACAAAGAUAAAUAUUUAUAUUUUAGAAUUGUACAUAGUGUAUAGAACAAGGUGAUGAAUAUUGCUGAAGACUCACUGUUGUGAGGGACAUGCUGAGUGUCCCAGGCGUGAGGCUUCUCACUUCCCAGUGAGUGCUGACCCAUAGCUGAUUUCAGAUAACUGGGAACUCGCAAGUUAUUUAGGUCAUGUGGACCCUUAUUUGAUCCACAUCAUGUGGGGCCUUCAGCUGUUUCAGGUCAAGGGAGCCUUUAGACUCUUAGGUGGUCUAAGAUCUGGAGUAUUAUGCCGGGUUACAGCUGCUGUACAUCAGGCUUUCAGUCGAGCCCUCGGCUUGUCUAUGUGAACUCUCAGCUGGGCCAUGUGGGCCCCUCAGCUGGUCUUGAUCAUGUGGGUUAGAGUAUGUGGGACCCCAACUGGUACCACAUAGAAAAUAUCACCCCCAUAUUUAAACAAAUUCCUUUGCUAACCAUUUUCACACUUGAUUUCUGUUUAUUUAUUUAUACAGAAAAAAUGUACAUUGGAUUGCAUUGUUACAAGUUUUGGUGAUUAAGACUUACAUUCUUGCAGAUCAAUAAUUUAGCUGCAUUACUUUAAAUAUCUGUUGAAGAGCUGUAACAAAAAGUCAAGAAUGAGCGGUGGACGACAACAUCUGCUUAUUCACUGAUUUACAAUAUUUAAUUUGAUUUAGAAUAUAUGGCAGUAAUCAAUGCUUAUAGAUUCACAGAAGAAAAAAAUAGGGGACAUUUGACAAGGUAUCGGCUUCCUGCCCCCGUCGAGGCCACUAAAUAGAUGGUGGCCCUCAGGUAAAUCCAGGUAAAUAUUGCAAAAUACGUUGACUGACUUUCCAGGACGCACAACACGUGACGUCACGUGUUGAUCAACAAAACUGUGUUUAUGAAAUGGCAAACUUUGAUUUUUUUUAUAUUGUUGUAAUUUAUUACAAAUUAUUGUAAUUAUAAAUGGUGCACUCAUGUGAAAAAUAUAUAUAUAUCAUAUGUUAAAGUAACUUAACAGCUAAAUUCAUAAGUACUGUUAUUUUUAACUUAUUUUGUAAAAUUGUCAUAAAUUCAAAUGAUUCGUAUGAAUGUGACUUUCAUAUAUACUGUUCACCCAAAGAUAACUUUAUGUUCACCAAAACAUAACUUUAUGUUCACCCAAAGAUAACUUUAUGUUCACCCAAAGAUAACUUUAUGUUCACCCAAAGAUAACUUUAUGUUCACCAAAACAUAACUUUAUGUUCACCAAAAGAUAACUUUAUGUUCACCAAAAGAUAAGUUAAAAUUUUAACAUUA
Procambarus clarkii (red swamp crayfish) is the source of this 5935-nucleotide messenger RNA. RefSeq lists its product as uncharacterized. The record is from RefSeq and is a predicted model, not a curated record. NCBI's taxonomy places the organism in Eukaryota, Metazoa, Arthropoda, Malacostraca, Decapoda, Cambaridae.